AUGGAAUCCGAGAUUCUUAUCGUCGGCGCCGGCAUCUUCGGCAUCAGCACCGCUUAUCAUCUCGCCAAGCGAUCGUCCAAUCCCGCCUCGAUCACCGUGCUAGACCGUUUCCCUGCUCCUUCGCAAGAUGCAGCAUCAACCGAUAUUAAUAAAAUAAUCCGUGCAGACUAUGGCAGCCCUUUAUACAUGGAGCUGGGGCUUGAAGCUAUCGAAGCAUGGAAAAAUGACCCCCUCUUCAAGAAUUCCGGUGUUUAUCACCAGACUGGCUGGAUCAUGAUGGAUGAGCAAGGCAGUGAUCUUGCCGGGCGCAUUGGAGCGAACUUUGGAGACAUCUUCGGUUCGAAUCCAUUGCAACCGAUGUCUGAAGAUGCAGUGCGGUCUGACUGGGGCGGAGCGCUCAGGGAUGCUGAUUUGAGUCCUUUUGGGUCAUUCUUCUUCAACCCCCUGGCUGGAUGGGCUGAUGCCGGUCGCGCCCUCACAAUUAUGGCAAAUGAAGUUAUCCGGAUGGGAGUGCGAUAUCAGGUUGGUGAAGCUACUCGCCUUGUGUUGGGUGAACGUGGGAUCAAGGGCGUGGAGAUCAAGUCGGGUGAUUUGUAUUCAGCCGACAAGGUGCUUCUAUGCACGGGAGCCUGGACGAGCCAGUUGAUGAGCUCCAUUGAGGAUGAGUUGAAGAUGCCCGAGACCGACAGGGUCGAGAGUCAAGCCAGUGCAGCUGGCGUGUGCGUCGCACACUUUCAACUUUCAAACGCCGAGCGGAAGCUGUACGACCGGCUUCCUGUAUACGUCUACGGCGAGCAAGGGGAAGUUAUUCCACCGGACGAUACGGGACUGCUGAAGUUCACCACGACGCAAUCCUUCAAAAACACCAAAGACGGCUACUCGGUGCCACCCUCCUGGGACUCUCCAGCUACUUUCACCCAACGCGAGGUCCCAGAAACCCUUCAGAAAGAAUGCAUCGGCUCAAUCCGACCUCGCCUCCCCCAGAUAUUCACUAGCGACCGCCAGGUAGACCAUUUCCGCCUAUGCUGGGAUGCGAUCACGCCCGACCAGCACCCAUUGAUCACCAAGCACCCGGACACACGACUAUCCAAUCUUUACCUGGCCGUAGGGGGCUCAUUCCACUGUUGGAAAUUCCUUCCCACGAUCGGGCGAUAUGUAGGCAACGUGCUAGACGGAGCAAGUAACCGAGCCGAACGCGACGACGCGUGGGCGUGGAAGAAGUCGCGACAAGCCAAAGGUGUCCACGACAGUCUGACGCCGAACAAAGAGCUGAGUAAUUACUACUGA
Molecule: messenger RNA, 1287 nt
Organism: Penicillium cinerascens
Lineage: Eukaryota; Fungi; Ascomycota; Eurotiomycetes; Eurotiales; Aspergillaceae
Product: NAD(P)/FAD-dependent oxidoreductase
Exons: 2
Coding region: 1-1287 (428 amino acids)
Molecular function (GO): flavin adenine dinucleotide binding; sarcosine oxidase activity; saccharopine oxidase activity
Source: RefSeq, a predicted model, not a curated record